ACUCUCCUUCAGCUUCAGUUCCCGCUAACUCUCUCUCUCUCUCUCCUUCUUCUCCUUCAACAUAGAAGAAGAAGCAGAAGCCUGACCCUUCGCGUCAACCGCUCUGCUCACUUCCUCCACUCCCACCAUCUCCCAUCUCUCUCUCUCUCUCUGUGGAACCGUUACGCCAUUCUCGCUGCCUUUCCCUGUAGAAAAGCGGCUGAAUUGAUUAAACGCUUCCCCUUCAGAGGAAAUUUGCAGUAACUCUCUCCCUCCCUCUCUCUCUCUCUCCCCUUCCAUGCACUCCUAACGUAUCCGUUGAUUUUGCCCCUCUCCUCCCUCCUCCUCCUCCUGUUCUCUUCAUAAAGUUUCGGGGGGCUGGCGAUGGCUUGCCGCUGAGCUCCGCAUUGAUGGACGAUAAAGAUCCGAUUUUUAAUCUCCCCCCGCGAAGGGUGAGGGUGGCGCUGGAGUGUGAGUUAUUGGGUCGGCAUUAUUAACGACGCUGCUGCUGCUGCUUGCUUCAUUCAGUUCUGCUCCGUCUCUCGCUUAAAGUUUUUUGUUUUUUUUGUUUUGUUUUGAGAUCGGAAGAGUUGUGGGUCUGGAGUUCCUUUUUAAUUCCCCGACAACAUCGUUUAUUUUUUUUAUUUUUUAUUUUUAUGAUCGUGUCGUUGUUGGGUAUGAGAUGAUGGGGAUGGCCUGCAGCUAAUGAGUAAUGAUCAUGGUGGAGAUCAAGGAGUGCGGCCCCGACAUUAGCUGCGUCCGCGGAAUUCUCGAUUCCGUCGCUCUCCCGCGGAGGGAAACGGGACCCAGAAGGCGAUCGACAAUAGGAGGCUGGACAGAGGAGGAGGACAAAGUUUUAAUAGCUGCUGUCCAGGAAUACAAUGGCAAGAGUUGGAAAAAGAUCGCUGAAAGGGUACCGAAUCGCAAUGAUGUUCAGUGCCUACAUCGCUGGAAGAAGGUCCUCGAUCCCGAUCUUGUAAAAGGACCUUGGAGCAAGAAGGAAGAUGAUCUUAUUGUUGCACUUGUUUCAAAGAAGGGCGCAAGUAAUUGGUCUGAAAUUGCGAAACAUUUGCCCGGUCGCAUAGGCAAGCAAUGUAGAGAAAGGUGGCAUAACCAUCUAAAGCCUGAUAUCAGGAGAACUGCAUGGACCAAAGAAGAGGAACUGACACUUAUUGAGGCUCACAAGGUGUAUGGCAACAAGUGGGCUGAAAUAGCCAAGUUACUAAAAGGAAGGACUGAAAAUAUGAUAAAAAAUCACUGGAACUGUUCAUUGAGAAAGAGAGUUGAACAUCAACUCAGAAAUCAGCACAUGGGAAAACAGAUUGAUUUAAAUUCUACAGUAGACGAAACUUGCAAAUCUCCCAGAAAUCAAGGAAUCGAUGUUCUGCAUCUUCCAUUUAGAGAAGUGCCCGAAAAGAGAGGCAUCGGUACGCAUGCAUCAACUGGCAAAAGAUCUUCCGUGGAUCUUGCAAAGUUGUCAUAUUCCCAUGAGCAGCGCAACUCUAGUAAUCCCGUGCACACAAUUACAGGAGUUUUUCUGUCCAUCUCUAAAACUCCUCCCAACAAUUUCCAGUCUCCGGACCGCAGCAUGAAACAUUGUAAAAUCCUAGAUCGCAAUAAAUGUUCGACUUCUUGGAGUUUUCCGAGUGGUCAUGUUGGAAUCACGACGGGUCCAUAUUUCUCAUGGACUCCACCAAGACAAGCCCAAGAAUUAUCUUUGAAAAGCUGCAUUUCCGAUCCUCCAAGACAAGUUCAAGAAUUGUCUUUUGAAAGCUGCAUUUCCGAAUUAAAGAGUGCGGCAAAGAGUUUCAAAAACAUCCCAUCUAUUAUAAGGAAGCGGAAAGUUCAAUCAACGAACGUCAGAGAACACGCGAGCGAGACAGUCAGCACCUCGGCCAUUGGCGAAAACAAGGACGGUUUUAACAACAUGUGCCAAUUGGUUUGUGAUACUGAUGUUGCAAACAGCACUGAACAGAACAUUCCUAAGCAACUUUUCCCGUCUCCUCCAAAGUCUCGGAAGCUUGGAACUUCGGCUAUAGAUUCGGUUGGAAAGAACCUAAAGAAUGCAUUUGAUGCUGCUGCUGAAGCCACUGCCCCUGGUAGCUGAUGAAACCCAUAUCUUGAUUGGCGGACCCUGUAAAUUCUGUAUAGGAUUCGUUUUAUCGACAGUACAGCAAAAUUAUUUGGUUCAACCCUCACAGGUCACAGUCUCUCUGGUCUGGACUAUACAUGCUGCCAAUGGAUUGACUGCUGCUUUUGCGAUUAUGGGUGUUGAGCGCUUAUUUUUGGGAAUAAAUCGGAUAAUUUAUGGGUUUCUUGCGCCCCAUCUUGUGCAGAAAUGCAAGUGUUUACUAGCAUGCAUAAAGAUAUUUGUAUCUGGAUUUUGACAUUUGUUCCGAUGAUGCUUGAAAUUUGUUA
Messenger RNA from Syzygium oleosum, 2397 nucleotides. RefSeq names its product transcription factor MYB3R-2. The coding region runs from base 692 to 2086 and encodes 464 amino acids. Lineage: Eukaryota; Viridiplantae; Streptophyta; Magnoliopsida; Myrtales; Myrtaceae. The record is from RefSeq and is a predicted model, not a curated record. Gene Ontology annotation, cellular component: nucleus. Gene Ontology annotation, molecular function: DNA-binding transcription factor activity, RNA polymerase II-specific; RNA polymerase II cis-regulatory region sequence-specific DNA binding. Gene Ontology annotation, biological process: regulation of DNA-templated transcription. The transcript has 9 exons.